AUGGGAAGAGUAACCAUUGAGCUCAAAAAUAAGCCACCUAAUGGAGAUACUAAUCCUAUUACAUACCAAGCUUCUACCACUACCGGAACUGGUAAGCAAAUUCAAGUAAAGCAAACUACCGAACCCCAAGGAUCUGACUUCCUCAAGUAUGAACAUACCCUAUAUCCUAGUGGAGGAAAUUUUACACUAAAGGAAGUUAAAGGCGAUGAUGAAAACCGGGAGAUUAGUGGAAUUCUUCCAACCCCAAAUGUCUCAUCCGUUUCUGCUUACUACUGGAAGUAUGGGUUAGAUAAGGCUCUCAUAAUCGGUAUUACCAAGGGUACUAUUAAAACUACCUAUUAUGGCAAUAUAAAGAAUAAUACUGGUAGUAAUAAGUGGAUUGUACUAACUGGAAGCAGUCAACCUCCACUCAUAACCGGUGACAUUGAAAGGACACUUGACGACAUAGUCUGUUACAACAAUAAUGCCGUCACCUUAGAUCUUAGCAAAGGGACAUCCUUUUCUAGAGCUGGUAAGGAGCCAUAUUGUUGCCGUUGUGAACAUCAUAGUAACGGUGAUUAUCAGCGGAAGAUUUCUGUUACUAAGAAUUCAGUUCCAGUUCCAGUUUUCCCUAAAAUUGAAUACUUCAAACACUCCAUUUCUGGUAAUCAUAAACUUGCAAGGAUAAGGUACUAUAUUGAUGGUGAAGAUCUUCAGAAGACUAAUGAUCCAAAGAAAAGAAAGCGUAUAAACUAUUCUGGGCUAACCCUUCCAUCCUCUAAUGUACAAGCUGUAUAUGCGUUCUACUGCGGAGGAAACCUAGUAUUAAUAUAUAUUGAUGGUAGAGGUACAGCUAUCGGUUGGUACCAGAAGAAAAGUCUUUCUGGUAGUAAUGGAAAUGAAGAGUGGACAGAAGUCAAUCUCCAAGACAUAACACCCGAGCAAUUAAAUAGUUCUACAGACCAUGGAAAAUACAAUAAUCUUGUAAGGGCACUAAACAAGGUUGAUUGUAGCAAUUAUCAACAAUGUAAUGCCGCUUCUGCUCUUAAUCAAACCGGUGUUCCUGGAACUCUUGGACAACCUAGUACUGAAACUCUUCCUGCUACUACUAAAACUUCUGAAGCUCAACCUUGUUCUGCUGAUACUGCAAAAUCUACUCAAUCUAGAGUUAAUAAUUCUGGUUCUGGUGGAAGCGACGUGGUUGGUCAAUGGGUAAUUUACGAGACUGGAUUCUCCAAGAGCCCGCAGACUUGCGGGGGGACGAGUCCAAACAGCAACUCAGAGAAUCUAAAGUUAGCUGACUACAAGUCUUAUCUGCUGGAAAACUUUGGAGAACUUCACGAGACACGAAUAGAAUUGAGUGACGAAAGAAAUUUUAUGAGGGAUUUGGUGGUACCCAGGAAUGAAUGGUUAUUUUUUACGGUAAAAGAGGCAGAUACCGGAAAGCCGCUAGGAAGGUGGACGAUGGUAUACGAUGAAGGAAUAGAUAUAUCCAUUGGAGACAAGAGAUACUUUGGAUACCUGGGCUAUAAAAAGGGUACCAGUGAAGAAUGUAGAAAAGUUAUUGAAGGUUCAUACGAAGACCCUUCUGGGCAGAUACUGUGUUACAAGACGAAUCCAUCAGAGAUAAAAAUCGGAUGGGUUAGUAAAAAGAGCAAGAAAUCGCACGUUUGGGGAUGCUUUUAUGCCGAAAAGGUUCACAAGAGCAUGAAUGAGUCACUCGUUUUAGAUGCAACACACAACCAAAAAGUCAAGCAAACAAAACCAGAAAACUCAGGGAUUUCCUCGUGGAAAAGUAAAAUAUAUCCACAGUUUGAGGAUCUGACGCCGUUUAGAUUCAUUCAGCUGCGCAAGGGAGUGGAUUUCAGGCAUUUUCAUCACAGUCUACGUGAGAAACCAAAAGGACAAAAGGGAAGAUUUUUGCAAAAGGAAGGUAGACAAUCCAAAUAUGCAUGUGUGAAAAAAAUUCCAGAGCAUGUGGAUGAAUCUCUUCCUAAACAUUGGAGUUGGGGAGAUUCAUUCAACGGGGCCCUAAAUGACAUUCAACAGUAUAGCCAAGGAAACUGUGGGAGUUGUUACGCAAUGAGUGCAAUGUAUAUAUUUGGAAGACGUUUUGAAAUUCUUUUAAAGAAGCUUUACCCCGGAAAAAAGUGGAAUCCGGCUGAUUUCUCAUUCUCGGUGCAAGAUAUAGUUAGCUGUUCACCAUUUGUCCAGGGAUGCUAUGGAGGUUUUCCGUAUCUUGUUGGAAGGCAUUUGAAAGAGUUUGGAGCUGUACAUGAAUCUCAAUUUCCAUAUGAAAUGGAGGGGAAAGACACGCUACCACAAUGCAAACCAGAGUUGUCCAUUGGUUAUUCUAUGCAAAAUGUAGAUCCUAACACUGAGUCUGAUAUGGAAAAAAGAUGGUUUGCCAGCGACUAUGGGUAUAUUGGAGGUUGCUACGAGUGUACAACUGAAGCGGAAAUGAUGAAGGAGAUUUACCACCACGGACCAGUUUGUGUAGCAAUUGAUGCGCCAAACUCUCUCUUUUCCUACAGCGAUGGUAUCUACGACGAUUCAAGCAAGCAUGGAUACGUAUGUGACCUCCCGAACCGGAACCUAAACGGCUGGGAGUAUACUAAUCAUGCAGUUGCAAUUGUAGGAUGGGGAGAAGAUAUUACAAAUCAUGGUAUACAAAAGUACUGGAUAGUUAGAAACACUUGGGGGAAAAAUUGGGGAUUUGAAGGAUUCAUAAAGAUCAAGAGAGGAGUUAAUUUAAAUGGAAUCGAAUCGCAGGCUGUUUAUAUAGACCCAGAUAUACACAGGGGAAUGGGUCUCAAAUUUGCUAAUCAAACCAUUUCUAGAGAGCUAUAA
Molecule: messenger RNA, 2829 nt
Organism: Theileria equi strain WA
Lineage: Eukaryota; Apicomplexa; Aconoidasida; Piroplasmida; Theileriidae
Product: Papain family cysteine protease family member protein
Exons: 5
Coding region: 1-2829 (942 amino acids)
Cellular component (GO): lysosome
Molecular function (GO): cysteine-type endopeptidase activity
Source: RefSeq, a predicted model, not a curated record